CAAAAGACCAAUCCUGUCUGCCUCUUCCCCCAGCGCUGUUAGCAUUAUUAUCAGGCUUAUUGUCAGCCAAUGGCCUGAGCCGACUGGAUGACAUCAUGGGCUAGGGAACAGUGAGCAGCCAGUGAAGCAUCCAGCCUGCCGGAGGAUCCAGGGUUUGGGGUCAGGAACCGGUCUGUCAACAGAAUGGCGAUCCUGCCAGCGGACUGUCAGUAGCACGCCACAUUCGGGAAUGAGCCCUUCCGAACAGAGGGAAGCAUGUCAGGCCGUAUCGCAGGACGCUGUGAGUGCUGCUAAAGAUGUCCCACAGUGUGGAACCUGAAGAGAAAGCACCAGCCCCCCCAUUGAGAAUGAACAGUAACAGCAGAGACUCUUCCUCAGUGAAUCUCAGCUCCAAACCGCUCCCAAUGGCUCCAGAGGAGAAGAACAGGAAGGCUCGACUGCGCUCCAUCUUUCCCGGAGGAGACAAGACCAAUAAGAAGAAGGAGAAGGAACGUCCGGAAAUCUCUCUGCCUUCGGACUUUGAGCACACAAUACACGUGGGCUUCGACGCUGUAACCGGGGAAUUCACCGGCAUCCCAGAGCAGUGGGCCCGACUCCUGCAGACCUCGAACAUCACAAAGCUUGAGCAGAAGAAAAACCCCCAAGCCGUUCUGGACGUCCUCAAAUUCUACGACUCCAAAGAAACAGUCAACAACCAGAAGUACAUGAGUUUUACCUCCGGAGAUAAAUCAGCACAUGGUUACAUGGCAGCUAACACUCUGAACCGGCUACUGUCCUCCGGACCACCUGCCAGCCUUAGAACCUGCAGCGCUUUAUUUGACAAGGGCACGAAGACUGCCUCCGAGCCUCCGCUAGCCCCUCCAGUGUCCGAAGAGGAGGAUGAUGAGGAUGAGGAAGAAGAGGAUGAUGAUGAUGAUGAUGAUAAUGAACUGCCCCCGAUUAUUGCACCCCGUCCAGAGCACACCAAAUCUAUCUUCACCCGCUCAGUCAUGGAGCCAGCGGCGCCCCCCGCCCCUGUGAAGGAGGACACAACCCCGCCCGAAUCACAGGCCCCCGAGAACACCUCCAGCACCCUGUACCGGCACACGGACCGGCAGAGGAAGAAGUCCAAGAUGACGGACGAGGAGAUUUUGGAGCGACUGCGAAGCAUUGUGAGUGUGGGGGACCCAAAAAAGAAAUACACACGCUUCGAGAAGAUUGGACAAGGAGCCUCUGGGACAGUGUACACAGCCAUUGACAUCGCCACCGGCCAGGAGGUGGCCAUCAAGCAGAUGACACUGCAGCAGCAGCCCAAGAAGGAACUGAUCAUCAAUGAGAUCCUGGUGAUGAGGGAAAACAAAAACUCCAAUAUCGUCAAUUACCUGGAUAGUUACCUGGUUGGGGAUGAGCUGUGGGUGGUGAUGGAGUAUCUUGCCGGAGGCUCCCUGACUGAUGUGGUGACGGAGACCUGCAUGGAUGAGGGGCAGAUUGCUGCUGUCUGCCGAGAGUGUCUGCAGGCUCUGGACUUCCUGCACUCCAACCAGGUGAUCCACCGAGAUAUAAAGAGUGACAACAUCCUCCUGGGCAUGGAUGGUUCUGUAAAACUGACGGACUUCGGCUUCUGUGCCCAGAUCACCCCAGAGCAGAACAAGCGCAGCACCAUGGUGGGCACCCCGUACUGGAUGGCUCCUGAGGUGGUGACCCGCAAGGCCUAUGGCCCUAAAGUGGACAUCUGGUCUUUAGGGAUCAUGGCCAUCGAGAUGGUGGAGGGGGAGCCACCCUAUUUAAAUGAGAAUCCUCUCAGGGCCCUGUACCUGAUCGCUACUAAUGGAACACCUGAGCUGCAGAACCCAGAGAGGCUCUCGUCGGUGUUUAGAGACUUCCUCAACCGCUGCCUAGAGAUGGAUGUGGACAGGAGAGGCUCUGCCAAGCAGCUUCUGCAGCAUUCGUUCCUGAAGUUAGCCAAACCUCUGUCCAGUCUGACGCCGCUGAUUGUCGCAGCGAAGGAAGCCAUCAAGAACAGCAGCCGCUAGCAGGGUCAUCCAUCCCAUCAUGCUCCCUGAUUGAGGGGUCCACUGUCAGGACAGCCUGAAGGACAGAAACUCCUCUAGCAGGGCAGGCAUUUCUGCUUUGGCCAAGAUUUCGAGCCAGACUUUUCUUUGUGCUGUGAAGCACUCUUUAAAUGUGGCAUUUUUCAGAAUAGCUUCCGUUCUGUAAAGGAGUCUGACUUUGCAGGAAGUCAUCCCUUAAAUACACCCCAUGUUCUUGGAGAGCGAUUGACAGGAGACUUAAAACCAGCACCCGUGUGCAAACUGCAUAAAGCCUUGUCCUGACCCUCCUGCCCUCCUCUCCCCCUGGAGUGGACCAGCAAAUCUCUGCUGAACAUUUUCAUGAGAGACUCCAGAAGCUCCAUGCACCUGCAUGACCAUGACUUUCCAGCGCAGUCUAAUGGAUCUGCUCCAGCCCAGUCUGAUGGAUCUGCUCCAGCGCAGUCUGAUGGAUCUGCUCCAGCGCAGUCUAAUGGAUCUGCUCCAGCGCAGUCUGAUGGAUCUGCUCCAGCGCAGUCUGAUGGAUCUGCUCCAGCGCAGUCUGAUGGAUCUGCUCCAGCGCAGUCUAAUGGAUCUGCUCCAGCGCAGUCUAAUGGAUUUGGUCCAGCGCAGUCGACUGGAUCUGCUCCAGCGCAGUCUAAUGGGCCUGCUGCAGCGCAGUCUAAUGGAUCUGCUCCAGCACAGUCUAAUUGAUCUGCUCCAGCACAGUCUAAUGGAUCUGCUCCAGCACAGUCUAAUGGAUCUGCUCAUAUCUUCCUUGUUGAAUGUGGAAGGUCAUUUGUAUGUACAUGUAUGCAAGUGUGUGAGUGAGUGUGUGUGUGUGUAUGUGUACGUGUGUGAUUUUGUGUUUGAGAGAAGAGGUAUACCUCCAAUAGAAAAGUUUCUUGCUCAUGAAAGCCGUUGGUGGAUGUGAUUAAGCCAUUGGUGGAUGUGAUUAAGCCAUUGGUGGAUGUGAUUUGUUUGGGGCAUCGCAGUGUUGCCCUAUUUCCGGGUGUGUAGCUUGUUGUUUAGUGCUCUGUGGGUUUGAUGAGGCUGCAGUAUGAAACGAUGUAUAUAUACACAUAUACAAAACUGAGAGGUGAAACACUAUUUAAUUGACAGAUUAGGUUUUUUCAUGGAUCUUAUUAAAAGACAAAGCUAACUUCCAGAUAAUAUGCAUAUUCUGGGGUCGUUUCACAAACUGGUGAUUUGUUUACUGAAUGAAGAGGGUGAGCUCAUAUGAUUAUGUAUUACCAAACCUGUGAUUUAUUGGAGCAAAAUUAAAUAUAAUCAUAAUUAAAUCGAAUUAUUACAUACGUCUAAAUACAUUGCAUUACAUCUAAUUAUAAUUUAUCAGCCUCUAUUUAUCAUCAUCUUUCUUCUAGAGCCUCAUCGUUAAAAAAUGCUUGGCUUGGCUUCGGCUGCAUGCCAUUUUAUGUAGAGUUGUUAUGACCUUUUAAAUUCAGCCCAUACACAAAAAUAAAUAUUUUAAUAGGGCCCUACUGUGUGUCACUUUCACAUCAUAUUGUCCUUUCAUAAUUGUACAAAAUGACAAAAUUGUGUUGUGUAUUAACAGAGAAUCAGGCAUCGAACAGCUUCCAGCUGAAUUAAGCAGUGUCAGGGCCCCCAGUCUCAGGUCUUCAGGCUUAUGCACUAUGUGCAUUUCCCACCCAUUCUGUGACGUAAAAACAUUCAUUUUUAAUGUAUUUAUGGACUAAGAACUCUGGAAAAAUAGAACUGAGUCUUUAGGUGAAUCCCAACAGAUCCUCAGAAUUCUGUUGACAUUUUCAUCAUGUGUGCUACUACCUUGUACAGAUAAUAUCAUAUUACUAAAUGGAAAGCUUUUAAAGGUGACUGCUUAUGUGCAUAACAUGGCUGCAAUUCCUUGGCUGUGGAAAAAUAUUUGAGCAUUUAAUAUGUCAGUAGCAUUCAUGUGAAACUGAUCUGUCCUGCAGCAACAUGCUUUUCAAUACAAUACAAUUACAGGGUGCUGCCAUCUUUUUUGUCUUCAUUAAAGUUGGCCUGAUUUCACAAUUAAAUUAAUUCCCUGCAUGAUAUGGCUAUCACCCAUUUGUGAAUCUACCCCAGGUCUAAAAAGCAGAUUCUACUGAUUUUACUGUACACUGACAAGCCAUUUGUACAAAUUAGUGAAAUUAUUGAGUGGGUCAUGGAUGUUUGUCUACAGUAUGUAAACGUCUGUCUAUCAAUGGAAUAUGUAUAUACUUUUUGUAAGGGGUGCUAUUUUUUAAAGAUUUUUUUUGUCUCUAAUUUCUGUUAAGCUUCCUUUUCCCCCAAACUGACAGUGGAACAGCGGAGGGUGGUGAUGUGCGUCAGGGGGGCAGUGGGUGUACAGACCCCCUAGUGAGAUGGUGUGUUUCUUCUUUUGAUUGUAUGAAGAGGGAAAUUCUGUAAAGAGGAGUGGAGGACGGUGCUCCCUGCGCUGCUGUAACUGCACCCUGUCCCACUCCGCUCUGUGUCCUGACUGGGAGUUUGAGCAGACGAUGUGGAAUGAGACACUCUGAUCAAAUGAAAGGGCCACAGAGGGUUUGGCUGAUCAUGCCGGUGGUAGAAUGUGCCCUGCUGCCCAUACGGGCGAUGGCUUCUCUGAAAACACCCGGCCUACACCCCCUUAUGUAAAUAAGCUUAGUAAAUAAGCUUGUUUCGGUCCCAACAGUCAACAGGUCUGUCACAGCCUUCCCAGCAUGGCCUUCCUCAGCAUGGUCCUUACGAACACCUGCGGGGAGUCUGCCCCUCCCACCUAAUCACUGUGACAGGUCAGGAUAAAACACU
Anguilla anguilla (European eel) is the source of this 4796-nucleotide messenger RNA. RefSeq names its product serine/threonine-protein kinase PAK 3. Lineage: Eukaryota; Metazoa; Chordata; Actinopteri; Anguilliformes; Anguillidae. Gene Ontology annotation, molecular function: protein serine/threonine kinase activity; ATP binding. Gene Ontology annotation, biological process: intracellular signal transduction; regulation of actin cytoskeleton organization; regulation of axonogenesis. The record is from RefSeq and is a predicted model, not a curated record. Gene Ontology annotation, cellular component: cytoplasm. The coding region runs from base 297 to 2012 and encodes 571 amino acids. The transcript is spliced from 16 exons.